Messenger RNA from Miscanthus lutarioriparius, 390 nucleotides. Lineage: Eukaryota; Viridiplantae; Streptophyta; Magnoliopsida; Poales; Poaceae. The record is from the annotation of a GenBank genome assembly.
AUGGUUUCGCACGUGACGCUCACCAUCCUCUUCGGCUACGCAGCCGUGUUCUGGUGCCUCGAUGCCCUUUCAGAGGCCGCCAAGAUCAAGACUCCAAGGAGUGCCUUCGUCCCGCGGCUCGCCGCGGGCGCUUUGCUGCCGGCCGUGCUGACCACCUUCGGCCUCACGUCGCUGCUCCUGUUCGCCCACGUUCGCGCGCUCGGCGGUGCGAACGCGGCCACCGGUGCUGCUGCGGCGGCCCGGCGUCGACGUUUCCUGGACCGCCUCGCGAACGCGGCGCUGGCAGCGACGGCGGCGGCUCUGCUCGCGGGCGCCGUGCUGUGGCUCGGUACCGACGGCGACCUCGGCGGCGCCGACAUCAUCGGGUGGCUCUGGCUCAGCACAGAGUAA